Molecule: messenger RNA, 1089 nt
Organism: Thyridium curvatum
Lineage: Eukaryota; Fungi; Ascomycota; Sordariomycetes; Thyridiales; Thyridiaceae
Exons: 3
Coding region: 1-1089 (362 amino acids)
Source: RefSeq, a predicted model, not a curated record
AUGGCCCGCGUCAAGUCGGCCCCCAGACAGUCCACCGCGGCAGACGAGGGGACAGCUGCCGAGAGCACGACGACGACGGCGGCGGGCAAGGAGGUGACGAUGCGGCCGACGUCGACCAUUUCGUCCACGACGACGCUGUCGCGGCGGCCGGGUGGGCCCACGAGCAAGCUGCCGCGCGCGCUGCACUUCCCGCUCGUCGUGGUCCUGAGCAUGGCGCUCUCGGCGCUGGGAUACUCGACCGUCAACCAGUGGACGCGCGGUGAGAUGGCGGCUGUGGCGCGGACUCUGGAAGGCAACUGGGAGGUCUCUGUGCUGGCCGGAUGGAGAGUACUUGAGCUCGCUCUAGGAUGGUUCGCCAACUUUGAUAGCUAUGACCUGGCGGCCCUGAGUAUCCUCUCUCGCGGACCCUCGCUUUAUCUUUUGAGCGCAUUCUACGGCAUCCAGCCUCAGACGGCGGGCGCAUGCCUCGCCGUUGAUGCAAUCUCCAAUUUCCUGCCCUUCCUUCUGCUUCGGCCGCUCUCGGGCGCCCACGCCGCUUCUCCUUCUCUCCCGAACAGAGAGCUCGUGGUAGACAAGACCAUCCAGGCCUACACGACUCUUCUCGCCGGUGCCGUCUACUGCGUGACCCUGUCCACCGCCUACAUGGCUUUCCUGCCUCGGAUCUUGGUCGUCUACUUCAACGACAUUCCGACCAUCGAGCCCGCCUACUCUGCGACCUCGUUCCUCUUUGUGAGCCUCCCCACCGUCGGGCUGUGCCUGCUCUUCGGCCUGGCUGCGAGGACCUUCAUCUUCGCCCCGACCGCCACGACCGGCCAUGUCCCGUCGGACGACCGGAUCGCCGAGUUCGACCCCGCCAGCGCGACUCUCGGGGAGACACUGUGGUGGAAUUUCUUGGGCUAUACCGCCCAGACCAAGGUCGCCGCCUUCCGCACUGCGGUGCUCAUGUUUAUCGCCGGUGUCAACACGUACCUCCAGUGCUCCCUGACCGUGAGAGGUGUCGAGCCGUACGGCGCAGCAGUGUACGCCUCCGUAUGGGUGCUGGCCGCCUUCUUGACGGGCGUCGGCCUUGGUGUGGUCGGGACUGACUAG